Molecule: messenger RNA, 1796 nt
Organism: Drosophila takahashii
Lineage: Eukaryota; Metazoa; Arthropoda; Insecta; Diptera; Drosophilidae
Gene: eIF2D
Product: eukaryotic translation initiation factor 2D
Biological process (GO): formation of translation preinitiation complex; translational initiation
Molecular function (GO): translation initiation factor activity; RNA binding
Source: RefSeq, a predicted model, not a curated record
CUCUGCCCAGUUGUUUGUUUUCACUGCAUGUGCCACUCCAAUCCAUUUGGCCAAUUCCUUAAACGCACACCACAGGACCGAACCGAACCGACGGACAGAUGUUUCUCAAGCCGUACCGACCCAAGAGCAGUGCUGCCCUCAAGGGAUCCGAUAGCAAGAAGUUCCGGCAGCGCGUGGAGGCGGCGUUUCCCCAUGUUUCUGUGGAUCAGCUGGUGCCGGCGAAGGCGGCGGUGACCCAGGUGAAGAUCCUCACCCACGGCGGCGUACAGAGCAUGGUCUACUGCGUGGACAAGCUGCCCGUGUUCUUCGAGCUGGACGGUGGCCAGCUCGUGCCCACGAUGUACACCCUGUGGUCCAUUCCGGACAUCCUGCCCUAUUUCACCACCCACGAGGGCGUGCUGCCGAAGCUGACGAACGGAGCGGAUCUCAUGCUGCCCGGAGUGGUGCCCCUGGGCGUGGGAUUGAGCAUGUACGGGCACUACAAGAAGGGACAGUUGAUGGCUGUCAACCUCACAAACAACAAAUCCGCGGUGGGUUUGGGCCAGUUGGCUCGUUCCAGCGACGAAUUGUACAUGUGCGGAGGCCACGGCGUGGCCAUCAAGAUGCUUCACCUCUUUGGCGACAAGCUCUGGUCGCAUGAGCCCAGUCUAGUGCAGCAAAUCCCGCUGGUAAAGACAAAAGCCUUGUCUGGAGAGGACUUUCCUGCUCUUGGCUCGGAGACGGAACGGAAAAAGCCUGCGAAUCCAGCGCCCAUAUCCUUUGCUUCAGUAACUCAGGCAGAGGAAGUGGAAACAGGAACGGCUGCUCUCACCUUGGAAGACCAGGAAACCCCCGAAUCCGAAGAUGACGUCGAGGCGGAAGCCUCUCCCGAACUGAUCCUCAAGAAUGCCUUCCUAUCUGCCCUGAAGAACAAUGGAAAAAAGCUGCCUCUGCCGCUUCUGACCAGUAACUUCUACAGACUCUAUGUGGUCACCGAGGCCCCGGAGCAAAUCGACCUGAAGAAGACGCGCUACAAGAAGCUCUCCAACUUCCUGGCCGAGAUGGUGGACCAGGGAUUCAUUGUAGUACGGGAGGAGAGCAAGGGAGUGGACAAGAUAAUAUCCGUGGAUCUGGAGCACCCCGAAGUGGUGAACUUCAUAACCGAUGUCAAGGCGAACGAGGCGAAUGGAGCUGCGUCCGAGACGCCUCUGUUCCACUCCGAGCUGAAGGAGAUGUACAUAGUGUCCGACGUGACGGCGGCCUUUUUCACCAAGCUGAACUUUAAGCGCGGCGAGGGAAUCCCGGCGGGACAGAUCAAGAAGAUUGUGCGGGAGUACGUGAGCAAGCACGGGCUGCUGCAUCCGCUGACCAAGCUGGUUCGCCCGGACGAGACUCUGAUCGAGCUGUACGGCAACAGGGAGGCCUCGCUGAGCGAGAUGUGUUCCCUGAUCACCAGCAAGAUGGAGCACUCCUACCAGAUGUGCAGCGGCAAGGACACGAGUGGCAAGCCACUGAUCCAGAUGUCGCUGGCCACGCGAUCGGGCAACAAGAAGGUGACGCUGGUGAGCAACAUCGAGGCGUACGGCAUCAUCCUGGCCGAGUUCAUCAAGCUGUGCAAACAGGGAGCCGCCGCCAGCACCAGUGUAGUGAAGCUGCCCCACCAGAAGCACGAGCAGCUGCAGAUCCAGGGCAACCAGGUGCGAUUUGUGCACACGCUGCUCACGGAAACCUACAAGGUGCCGCCCAAGUGCAUCCUGGGCCUCGAACUGGCCAAGGACGGGAAGAAGAACAAGAAGAAGUGAACAGGAUAAUAAAGG